AUGCGUCAUCUGCCAGCGCCGAGCCCCCUUGGCUCCACAUCGCCUAGCCCACUGCGCUCUACUACACCGAAUGCUUCCUUGGACAUGUACGAGAUUGAUUCGAUAGAUGGAUCGAGAGUCAGUGAGUCUUUCGGCCGUUCCGAGGAGGAGGCGAGAUUCUCGCAAAUGGGCUCUGUCCCAGUGUCCUUGAACUCGGACUCCGUAGAUCACGUCUCCAGCAUGCACACAUCCAGGAAGUCGAAGUUCGUCUUCAACUCGAGGAACAUCAGCGCACCCAGCUACAACCAGACGACAUCCACAACGUUGAGACAGUGCGAGGCCUUGCUGAACAACCCCACAUUCGAGGCUCUGCUUUGUUUGGUCAUCUUCCUCAAUGCCGUUGUGUUUGCUCUUGAGGCCCAAAACAAGGGCAUGGCCUACGGCCAUAUUGGUUUUGGAGGAGAUUUGCCAGACCUCUUCUGGUCAAACGGAGAUAGUAUCUUCUAUGUCCUGGAGAUGAUCUUCGGGUGUGUCUUCACAGUGGAAGUCGUCCUAAGGCUCAUGGUCCGACAGCACCUCUUCUUCUGCGGAGCCUGGAACUGGCUCGACUUGGUCAUCGUGCUCGUCUGGAUCCUUGGCCAAGCCUUCGAAGAAAGGCUGCCGGUGAACUCGCAGGUGUUGCGCCUCGCAAGAUUGAUUCGGCUUUUCCGAUUGUUGCGGCUGGUGCGUCGGAUACAGCAGUUCGACUCGCUGUACCUCAUGUCCACAGCCAUCCGCAGCAGCUCCGGAAUCCUCGGUUGGACCGCGGCGCUGCUCUUUCUGAUCCAGAUGCUGUUUGCUUUGGUCUUCAACCAGCUCCUUUAUGGCUUUUACUUCUCCGACAGCGUCUCCACUGAUGAGUUCGUGAAGGAUCAACAAGAGAUUGUCUACACCUACUUCGGAACCUUCUCGCGCUCGUUGCUGACGAUGUUCGAGAUCACUCUCGCCAACUGGCCUCCAGUCUGCCGCGUUCUGACCGAGAAUGUAUCCGAGUGGUUUAUGAUAUUCUUCCUGGUCCACAAAGUCACCAUGGGCUUCGCUGUGAUUGGCGUCAUCAACGGCGUGCUAAUGCAGGAGACCUUCAAAGUGGCCUCGUACGACGACACAAUCAUGAUGCGGACGAAGCAGAAAGCCAUGCAAAAUCACAUUCGAAAGAUGCAGCUCCUUUUCGAGGAGGCCGAUACGUCAGAAGAUGGGCGCAUUGACCUGCAGGAGUUCCAGGAGAUCGUGGCGGAUAAUGAGCUCAAAGCCUGGCUCGGGGCCAUGGAGCUGGACAUCCAGGAUGUCGGUGAAGCCUGGGACCUCUUGCAGGACAAUGCCAAAGACAAGAGCGGUGGACUCACUGCAGAGCAGUUGGUACUUGGUGUGGCAAAGCUGCAAGGUACGGCCAAAAGCCUUGACCUUCAGAAAGUUAUAAAAGAGCAGCAGGGCAUGAUGAGAAAGGUGGAGAAGCUGCAGAAAGGAUUUCGGAUUCUUGCCGAGCAAUGUGUACCACCCAGCCCACCUGGAGCGUCCAGAAUCAACAGUGAAACCGAGGAGUUUGUGAGCUUCUAG
Messenger RNA from Symbiodinium necroappetens, 1572 nucleotides. The record is from the annotation of a GenBank genome assembly. Lineage: Eukaryota; Dinophyceae; Suessiales; Symbiodiniaceae.